AUGAAUUCAUCUAUAUAUAUCCACACCAGGCUCAAGUACCUAGCAACAAAAGUCAGCAAACAACAAACCAUCCUCCUUGAGUUCUUUUUCUUGACUCUCUUCUACAGAUCCAUCAAAAGAAAUAUCUUGGCUAGAAAUCUGGCUGCUGUUCUUGCCAAGCAAAUCAUGCACCGAUCUACUUUUGCUGCAAACAAAGCAACUUCAAUAACUUCGAGUAUACCUAAAGGUUACUUAGCAGCGUAUAUUGGUGAGACAGAAAAGACGCGAUUUGUAAUUCCAAUAUCGUAUCUGAAGGAGCCUUCAUUUCAAGACUUGCUAAGUAAAGCAGAAGAGGAGCAUGGUUUUGUUAACAGCUAG
Messenger RNA from Hevea brasiliensis (rubber tree), 357 nucleotides. Its product is annotated as auxin-responsive protein SAUR19-like. Lineage: Eukaryota; Viridiplantae; Streptophyta; Magnoliopsida; Malpighiales; Euphorbiaceae. Gene Ontology annotation, biological process: response to auxin. The transcript has a single exon. The record is from RefSeq and is a predicted model, not a curated record. Bases 1 to 357 code for a protein of 118 amino acids.